AUGCCUCCCAAAAAACGCAACUCUGGAGCAGCACAGAACAAGGAAAUGAAGCUCAGCAUCAAAAACGCCUCCCCGGACAAGGAGAAUCCAGAUUUAACGUUAUCGAUUGAAAAGUAAGCUGCGUAUCCAUCUGUCGUAUUUAAUAAGAUAAUUAUUAACAUAUAUCGUACCCUGUUAUGUUUUGGACUAAAUUAUAACGUUAUUUUCUUUACGUCAAACGAUUGUUUGCUAACGUAACGUUACCACCAACAUCCCCCCACGAAAACAAGGCAAGACGAACAGCUGGGAAAACAUGCUAACUAGAGUUAUCCAUCAGUAGCUAACUAGCUAUAGCAUUAUUUGGGAAUAUGUGACAUGCCCCUUGUCUUAUUAGUUACAAGUUUACUUUUUUAAGUUUACUAACAUCAAGCUGUUAUUUUCCAGCUAGUUAGCAAUUUUAGGUUGAUAGAUGGCUAGAUUCAAAAACAAAUGUGUUCAAGUAGCUAGCUACUAGCUAGCUAAGGAUCUUACCAAAGGAGUUAGCCAGCCGUCUCACGACAGUCAUCACUUUCACUAAUAGGACAGAACUUACAUAGGGACCACACUAAAAUGACCCCAGUCCAUUUGAUCACGGUUCAUAGAUAUUAUUUCCCACUUCAGAAAUCUUGUUCAACAUUCGUAAGUAAGCGCUUGGACAUCGCAACAUUUGGGUUUGAAUUACAAGGCCUACCAUUGAGUGUUAGAAUGAUGGAGUUAAACCUAGAAUCCUUAGUUGAAACAAUAACAAAGGGUCACACUGCCUCUGUUUUGGUAAAAAUAUUAGGGAUGGGCCUGGAGAAAUGUAUCCGCUCUCAUAUUCAUAAACAGAGCUAUGGAUGCAAGGACUGACCAUCCAUGAUAUCAAUAGUAUAGUUUUAAGCAUGUUUUGAGGCUAUACAGUUUGUUUACAUUUACAUUAUUUAUAAACAUUGGAGUAAAACAAGCUUAUAUUUUGGGUUCUGAUGGGGUGCAACAAUUUAACUAAGCUCAUGAGGCAUUUAUAAGUUAUAUUCUUCAAGAAUCAAUGGGUAUAUAUCAUUCAUUUAUAAGUCAAAAAAUGGAUGUAGCAAGACAAUGACAAAAAAACAACACUAAUUCUACAUCAACAACUACAUGUACUUAUUGCUCCCCUCACAAAUCAUGACUGUCAAAACAGUGAUUUUUGAGUGCACAAUGUCCAAACUAAGUAUGGUUGAUCUAAAUGUGUCUAACUUUCUAUUUUUUUUAAACCGUCAGGCACAAAGAGAAGGAUGCAGACUUCGUUACUCUGUGUCAGAGUCUCCAGGUGACAGAUGCGGUGUGUGAUCGUGCCUGGACAAUAUGGAAGGCAGUUCAGGCCUCAGUGGACAAAGUUCCUGUACGUAUCCACCCAUUAUCCCCAAGUUACUAGUAGACUAUACAAUGUGUUUUAUCUACUGAUACCCUUUCUGUCUGCUCUGAUGAUGGAAAGAGUAUAACAAGUGAAUAAACAACUGAACAAUAACUAUUUGUCUCUGAAAUAAACAGGAUUCAAGGCUAUUCACACAGAGACUGACAAUACAAUGUUUUUCUUCUCUCUGUCAACACAGGAUACUCAAAAAAGGCUUUGGGGCGCUUGUCUGUUUGUGGCUGUGAUAGACUUGGAAGUUGCAAGUUUUACCUUUACUCAAAUCCAGAAGGCAGUGGAUCUGAAGUAAGUACUAGAUUCAGGUGUUCCAGUGGGGCCUUUGUCAGCUCCAGUGCCCAGAUCAGUUGACGUUUUCCCCUGGCAACCCUCUUUAGAGUAGCUUACUCACUGACAGGAUUGGGUAGAUUACUUUCUAAAUGUAAUCCGUUACAGUUACCAGUUAUAACAUAACUUGGAUUACUCAAACUCAGUAACAUAAUCUGAUUACUUUCAGUUACAUUUAGAUUACUUUCCCCUUAAGAGGAAUUAGAAGAAGACAAAAAUGUGGGUUGGUUAUGUAGGCUUCUUCUUAUCCAUUGCUUUCUACUACAGAUAAUAAUACGAUUAGGCUAUAUCUUUACGUUAAUAACCAAAGUCUGUCAUAUUUCCAGUCAUUACAAUUCAUUUAAUACCCCUUGAUCUUCAAGAAUAGGACUUGGAAAUAUGGAAUUAUACAGUGAGGGAAAAAAGUAUUUGAUCCCCUGCUGAUUUUGUACGUUUGCCCACUGACAAAGAAAUGAUCAGUUUAUAAUUUUAAUGGUAGGCUUAUUUGAACAGUGAGAGACAGAAUAACAACAACAAAAUCCAGAAAAACGCAUGUAAAAAAAUGUUAUAAAUUGAUUUGCAUUUUAAUGAGGGAAAUAAGUAUUUGACCCCCUCUCAAUCAGAAAGAUUUCUGGCUCCCAGGUGUCUUUUAUACAGGUAACGAGCUGAGAUUAGGAGCACACUCUUAAAGGGACUGCUCCUAAUCUCAGUUUGUUACCUGUAUAAAAGACACCUGUCCACAGAAGCAAUCAAUCAAUCAGAUUCCAAACUCUCCACCAUGGCCAAGACCAAAGAGCUCUCCAAGGAUGUCAGGGACAAGAUUGUAGACCUACACAAGGCUGGAAUGGGCUACAAGACCAUCGCCAAGCAGCUUGGUGAGAAGGUGACAACAGUUGGUGCGAUUAUUCGCAAAUGGAAGAAACACAAAAUAACUGUCAAUCACCCUCGGCCUGGGGCUCCAUGCAAGAUCUCACCUCGUGGAGUUGCAAUGACCAUGAGAACGGUGAGGAAUCAGCCCAGAACUACAUGGGAGGAUCUUGUCAAUGAUCUCAAGGCAGCUGGGACCAUAGUCACCAAGAAAACAAUUGGUAACACACUACGCCAUGAAGGACUGAAAUCCUGCAGCGCCUGCAAGGUCCCCCUGCUCAAGAAAGCACAUAUACAGGCCCGUCUGAAGUUUGCCAAUGAACAUCUGAAUGAUUCAGAGGAGAACUGGGUGAAAGUGUUGUGGUCAGAUGAGACCAAAAUGGAGCUCUUUGGCAUCAACUCAACUCGCCGUGUUUGGAGGAGGAGGAAUGCUGCCUAUGACCCCAAAAACACCAUCCCCACCAUCAAACAUGGAGGUGGAAACAUUAUGCUUUGGGGGUGUUUUUCUGCUAAGGGGACAGGUCAACUUCACCGCAUCAAAGGGACGAUGGACGGCGCCAUGUACCGUCAAAUGUUGGGUGAGAACCUCCUUCCCUCAGCCAGGGCAUUGAAAAUGGGUCGUGGAUGGGUAUUCCAGCAUGACAAUGACCCAAAACACACGGCCAAGGCAACAAAGUAGUGGCACAAGAAGAAGCACAUUAAGGUCCUGGAGUGGCCUAGCCAGUCUCCAGACCUUAAUCCCAUAGAAAAUCUGUGGAGGGAGCUGAAGGUUCCAGUUGCCAAACGUCAGCCUCGAAACCUUAAUGACUUGGAGAAGAUCUGCAAAGAGGAGUGGGACAAAAUCCCUCCUGAGAUGUGUGCAAACCUGGUGGCCAACUAUAAGAAACGUCUGACCUCUGUGAUUUCCAACAAGGGUUUUGCCACCAAGUACUAAGUCAUGUUUUGCAGAGGGGUCAAAUACUUAUUUCCCUCAUUAAAAUGCAAAUCAAUUUAUAACAUUUUUGACAUGCGUUUUUCUGGAUUUUGUUGUUGUUAUUGUGUCUCUCACUGUUCAAAUAAACCUACCAUUAAAAUUAUAGAUUGAUCAUGUCUUUGUCAGUGGGCAAACGUUCAAAAUCAGCAGGGGAUCAAAUAUUUUUUUCCCUCACUGUAGAUUAGCCAAAUUGUUUUACCUGAGCAUAACCCAAAAAUGAAGGACUUGUUAGCGUACUCUGUUUAUGAUUUUGUUGUCAUGAUGGACUGAUUGGGCUCAUUGCUUUGAGUUGAAAAAGAAAUGCUACUCUCGGAAUGGCAUGCUUUGAGCACUACUGAAAAGUGCUAUUUGCAUGUGAAAUAUGUAUGCCAUAUGCUGCAUUUGCUAUAGGCCUACUGUUUACGUUUUUGUUGGUGACAUUUUGAUAUUUAGAUCAUUUGCAGCUAACUAUCGAAAGUGUGCGAGUUUGAGCUUAUGUCCGUUAGGCCUAUGGACUUUUUGUUGUUGCACAAAUUAUCUUGAGCAAUAAAAGCCCCACUCGUAGUCUUCUCCAAUUUAAGCUAGUUUUUGACAGUAUGGAGAACAAUAAGAGAACUCCAUCAAACCUUUAUUCCAUAGGCUGGGAUCUGCACUAUGCAGCUGUUGCAAGAGCGCAUUUUUCACUGGCUGUCCUGGUCGCAAAAACAAUGAUUGAUAGGCAGCUUAAACUUCUUCAGUUCAACUAUUAUUGGGUUAAAAUAUACAUACAUUUGUGAACAGCAAUCCACAACAACCACAAUCCGUAAGGUGCAAAUAGCUAAAUGAGAGAACAGCAGUGUGAUUCACAUCAAUGCGCUUUGUAGAUAUAUCAAUAAUAAUUUAAAUCCGUAUUGCCCGAAGACUACUGCUGUCGUCCUUACCUCCAAACGUUUAUUCAAAUUGGAUAAUCUUUGGAUGCCGACAGCAGUUGCACCAUUGAAAGACAGCUUGAACUUUAGCCUACAAAAGCCUGUUCCUGCUCGUUUCCCGCGAACCAUGGAGUUGGGUCGAGGAGUCGUUGAUGCAGCCGCUCCUCUCUGUCUUUCUGCUGCGCGUAUCAGACAAACUGCCUGAAUAUUGAUGAUGUAGGCUAAAUCAAGUGUAUCAAGCGUUAAUCAAAUGUUAUGCUGCUGUGGCAGUACUGUGGAUAUUUAAACUAGAUAGCUACCUAUAGGGACUUGACUGGUGACCGCAUCGCUUGAGCCAUGCAUGUUUGGAUACCGGCGUCAGACUGGAAAACGGGCACAACCGGGCGUGCGAGCUCCGUACAGGGCAGAUCAACAGGCUCAACCAACGGACAAGGUGGGGGAUGGCGAACUUGACGUCACGAUGACUUGCAGGCAGUGGGUUACGAACAACAAUGACAAAACAUUUAUACAGCAUUUUUUGGGGGGAAAUUAUACUACCACCCAAAAGGGAACUUUGAGACUGGAAGGGCAAAGGGGCAUGUGCUCUGCACAUGUAGUGCACUAUCUGAACACGUGCCUGCCUCUGUUAUAAUGAGGAAUGCAUAUAUCAGCCGAAGUCUCCAUAUUAAAAGUACAGGCCAAAAUACAAACAAAGCAGGUGUUUGGCAUCACAGAUUUUGAUAGCACGUUAUCAGCCAAUUGAACACAUUUCAAUUCUUGUUUACAAUGAGAUGCAGUUCUAGCAGUUUCGUGUAUACUCUUGUGUGCAGUGUGAAGCAGUUCCUGGGCCUGCUGAAGAAGAUGGAUGUGAACCUGGAUACCAUCAGCACCAAGGUGAACUCAGCAGUCACCCGACUGGAGAAGAAGUAUGAUGUGUCACGGGCACUCUACCAGAGGUUUGAGAAGUGAGUGGGAGUAUCUUAACGUCAUGUUACUUCAUGGCUAGUUUUUAUAGUUUAUCUUCAGCCUUUUUGAUGUCUAACAGUGUGGUGACUAAUAGUGCUCUACCUCUAGGUGGCAGUGUAGUUUGUCUGGUCCCCUUUGUCUGCUUUUGUUUUUAUCCAGCUUUGGAUUUUCACAAAAAUGCAAACUUCAGAGUACACAACCUGGAUCUGAGCUGUUUAGUAAUGUAAUUAUGUGCCCACAUUGUAUUUGAUAUGCAAUAUUUAUCACUACUUAUCUUGUUUCAGGACAUGCAGCAAAAUCUAUGCAGUGGAUUCAGAAGCAAAGUAAGUGAAUAAAAAGUGCCGAAAUACCACCAAUUUGAAUGAUAGUAUCUGCCACAAUGGUAAUCAUUGCUAUCUUUUAAACCGUGUCUUCACCCAAUCCCAUUUAUCCAAAAGUAAAUGAGGGUCAAUGUUGAUAAUGGGGAGUUUGCUCCCAAUAUGUGAUGUAAUGUGAAUAAUGUUCUCUGUGUUCCAGGGGGAAAGAAAUCCUGCGGAGCUGCUGGACAAUGUUCCUUUUGGCUAAGGGUGGGUCAGCCGUUGUUGAUCACUAACAUUGUAAAUGUAUUUUUUUGCAAGGCGAAGAACAACAAACCAUUUGUAGAUGUAGGGCUCGGAGAUGGUUUCCAUCUUUCACUUCUUAUGCUUUCCCUCUCCAUCUCUGAGUUCUGGCGAGAUAAACAGCAGGUUUCUGUCCAUGGGUCUGUUUCUCCCAUGACACUGUUAAGACAGGCCAGUGUUAUGAUACUGCUCCUGAUGUGCGUUGUCUGCUGUCUGCAGGAAGGGCUCUGCAGAUGGAGGAUGACCUGGUCAUAUCCUUCCAUCUGAUGGUGUGUGUUUUGGAGUUCUUCAUCAGGCGUUGCCCGCCCAGCCUUCUGCAGCCACUUUACCGUAAGUCAGGCUCUGACUCCUUUCCCUCUACUACUGCAAGCCUCAUGCCCUUGCAUAGACAUUCUCCCACAUUUGCAUUGGUCAACUGCCCCUAUCACUGUCAUUACUCAACUAAAAAAAGUGAAAGUUACCUUUUUAAUAUAACACAUACGUUCAGUGUGUUAUAUUACCACGUCUGAUACGUUCUGUAGAUAAAUGGUUAUAAAAUCUAACCUUUUAACCUCUGCCCUCAGAAUCGGCCAUCAGCACAGGCCAGAGCCCCCCAACAAGAACCUCCCGUCGCAAUCAGAGCAAAGCCAAGCCCCGUCAAGCCCCUCAAGAGGUGGACGUGCAGCUCCUGGAGACCCUCUGCAAAGAGAACGACUGCAGCGUGGAAGAGGUUCACACUACGUUUUGACUCAUUUACACUCAUGCCUUGUCAGCUUGUUGUAGCUUUAGAUCCCAGUCCCCCACGUAAAAAUCCACUACCCCUUUAAGUAGGGCUCUAAAUUAACAUUUAGUAGGGCUCUAAAUUAACAGUUUUAGCACUGGUGCUCCCAACUUAAAAUAUUUUUUUAAUUGAUUGAGAUACAACCUAUAUUGGGCCUAUAUGAAUUCUAACUACUUUUAAAGCAUAUGUUGUGCCCUAGAAGCUAAUAUGUAACUCUGUAAAUACACACGUUUUUUAUAAAAGCUAAAAUGUUGAUAUGAAUACCUGUCAUCGAAAUUACAAAGUCAUUUGUGGAAUAUUAGGUUUCUACAUUGUGUAAAAACACUAUUUUCCUAUUGAGAUGCAUUACGUUAAAUUGUGCACAGUCUCUUUAAAAACGUCAGGUUUGUGAUGACGACAUGCAAGAGAUCUGUCAUUUAUUUAUUGCUAUGAUCAUUGAUCUCCUGAAGAAGAAGCUAUACAUUUCUUUCUCUGUCCUCAAUGUUUGGAUAUACUGGUAAAGUUGUUAGCUAGCUAGCCAAUGAGGUAACAUUGAAAAGUGUAAACUAAUGUUUAACGACGUCGAGAGUUUUAGAACGGCCAAUGACAUGGUUUAUAAAAGUAAAAUUGUCCCGCCAAUCUGCUAUAUGAAGAUAAAAAUGUUGAUAUUAUGGGUCAGAUAUUUUGACCUGGUUGGGCUAGAAGCAAGCCGUUUUUGCUGUAGUAAUGGUGCAACUAUGAUGCUAACGAAUCUGCACUCGGUUGUUUCUCUAGGGCACUUGGAAACAACAGUACAGCGAAGCCUUUUAUUACAACAACUAUAAUCUGGGAGAUUUUAAUCAUAGUUGCACAGUGCUCCCAAAAUAAAACUCCUGGUCGCACACCAAAAUAUAUGGCAUUGGUCGUAUUUUAGAGCCCUGCCUUGUAUUGUUUGAAUAUUGUUGCAUUUUACAUUUGUGUGACUGUCCUUGUCUAAGUGUUUCAAUAUUUUGUUACUUGUCAUGUUUUUUGUCGACCCCAGGAAGAAUAGCUGCUACAUCUCUAAAAGUUAAUGGGGAUCCAAAUAAACAAACACCCAAUCCACUUAUAAGGUCAAAAUUCUAAUAAAAGUUUGUCUCAUACACAGUUUAGCAGAUGUUAUAGUGGGUGCAGUGAAAUGCUUGUUACUAACAGUGCAGUCAAACAAGUAAUAAAAUAAUAAUAAUAAUCAAAAAUAGAAACAUAAAAUCACGAAUGUCAGGGUGAAUUCAGCUAACCCAAACAAAAUUGUAUCAGUAAUCCAAAUGUAAUCUAUGCGUAUAUACACCAGAAAGAUAUACAUCUACUGCUGUACAUAUCAUUCUUAGUAUUAGUGAGCUAUGUCAAGAAUCCAGUAGAUAAAUACAGGCGGUGUGUAUAAACAGUGUAACAAAAAAUACAAUGUACAGUAGUAGAUAUAUUAGAAUGAGCUAUGUGAAGAAUACAGUAUAUGAAUACAGUGCAUUCAGAAAGUAUUCAGACCCCUUCACUUUUUCCACAUUUUGUUAAGUUACAGCCUUAUUCUAAAAUGGAUUCAAUUGUUUAUUUUUCCUCAAUCUACAGACAAUACCCCAUAAUGACAAAGCAAAAACAGCUUUUUAGAAAUCUUAGCAAAUGUAUUAAAAAUAAAAAACAGUUACCUUAUUUACAUAUGUAUUCCAUGUUUCCAUUGAUCAUCCUUCAGAUGUUUGUACAACUUGGAGUCCAUCUGUGGUAAAUUCAAUUGAUUGGACAUGAUUUGGAAAGGCACACACCUGUCUAUAUAAGGUCCCACAGUUGACAGUGCAUGUCAGAGAAGAACCAAGCCAUGAGGACUACGGAAUUGUCCGUAGAGCUCCGAGACAGGAUUGUGUCGAGGCACAGAUCUUGGGAAGGGUACCAAAAUAUUUCUGCAGCAUUGAAGGUCCCCAAGAACACAGUGGCCUCCAUCAUUCUUAAAUGGAAGAAGUUUGGAACCACCAAGACUCUUCCUAGAGCUGGCGGCCCGGCCAAACUGAGCAAUCGAGGGAGAAGGGCCUUGGUCAGUGAGGUGACCAAGAACCCGAUGGUCACUCUGACAGAGCUCCAGAGAAACUUCCAGAAGGACAACCAUCUCUGCAGCACUCCACCAAUCAGGCCUUUAUGGUAGAGUGGCCGGACGGAAGCCGCUCCUCAGUAAAAGGCACAUGACCGCCCACUUGGAGUUUGCCAAAAGGCACCUAAAGGACUCUCAGACAAUGAGAAACAAGAUUCUCUGGUCUGAUAAAAGAUGAACGGAGCAAAGUACAGAGAGAUCCUUGAUGAAAACCUGCUCCAGAGCGCUCAGGACCUCAGACUGGGGCGAGGUUCACCUUCCAACAGGACAACGACCCUAAGGACACAGCCAAGAGAACGCAGGAGUGGCUUCGGGACAAGACUCUGAAUGUCCUUGAGUGGCCCAACCAGAGCCUGGACUUCAACCCAAUUUGAACAUCUCUGGAGAAACCUGAAAAUAGCUGUGCAGUGAUGCUCCCCAUCCAACCUGACAGAGCUUGAGAGGAUAUGCAGAGCUAUGCCAAAGGUGCUUCAACAAAGUACUGAGUAAAGGGUCUGAAUACUUAUGUAAAUGUGAUAUUUCUGUUUUUUAUUUUUUUUAUAAAUUUGGAAACCUUUCUAAAAACCUGUUUUUGCUUUGUCAUUAUGGGGUAUCGUGUGUUGAUUGAUGAGGGGGGGGGGAACAAUUUAAUCCAUUUUUGAAUAAGGCUGUAACUUAACAAAAUGUGGAAAAAGUGAAAGGGUCUGAAAUGCUUUCCGAUUGCCCUGUAUACAGUGUGUAAAACAGUAAGAAACGGUCCAGUGUUUAAUGUCUAUAUAGACAUGGGACAGCAGCGUUGGCUGUUUGUGAGUAAGUUGAUGUAAUUCAGUUAUUUCUGUCACACAGAAUGGAUGUGGUUCAGCCUGUUCAUUUACAUGGCUGUGAAGUCUGUUUGUUUGGGUGUUCUGUGUGUCUGUCAUCUCAUUGGUCAUCUGUUGUACUUGUGUUCAAGGUGAAGAGUGUGUACCAGACCAGUUUCUCUGCUUUCCUGGACUCCAUGAGCCUCUCUGGGACUUGGGACCUUCCUCAGGUAGGAACCACACACUACAUUAAAUGCUGGAGCUUAUUGCUCUGACCCAGGUUAUAUAGUCUCACAAGGGGUCUGAGGAUCUCAUCUCGGUACCUAAUGGCAGUCAGGCUACCUCUGGCGAGCACAUGGAGGGCUGUGCGGCCCCCCAAAGAAAUGCAACCCCACACCAUGACUGACCCACCGCCAAACCGGUCAUGCUGGAGGAUGUUGCAGGCAGCAGAACAUUCUCCACUGCGUCUCCAGACUCUGUCACAACAGCGUGUGAAAUGUAUUGUCAAUCAGUGUUGCUUCCUAAGUGGACAGUUUGAUUUCACAGAAGUGUGAUUGACUUGGAGUUACAUUGUGUUGUUUAAGUGUUCCCUUUAUUUUUUUGAGCAGUGUAUAUGACAGCCAUCGGUAAACAGAUCAGUGUUUUUCAGCCAGUAUUGAGUGUGUGAGUGUCUGAAAGCUGUUCUGUCAGGAUGUGUUUGUACUGCAAUGUUUGGCAGCUGGAUUUUCAUUAGAUGUGGUGUCUCAGGACAGUAUAUUACAGGGGCAGGUAUGGAGAAGAAAUAGGUGUUAAUAUUGACUUUGAAAUGACAACGAUUUGUCUUAUAGCAGGACUAUUUCCCCAGUAGCCAGGAAACAGUCACAAGGGUUGACAAUGACAGCGGUUUAAUAGGCAUUUUAUUUAAUCUCUGCCAGUACAGUAGCUACAUUAACAUGUGUUGUUAGUUUGUUGUAACGACUCAAUAAUAAUUUUUCACCAGUCAUGGGGUAUGAUAUGAUUCAUGGUGUCAGUCUGCCUAAAUCGUCAUGGUAGAGGUGUUUUCCACACUUCCAUCCACGCAAAACCAUACCUUUAUCCAAAAGUGCUGAAGUUUCUGUGGAAUUGUGAAAUUUACCUGGAAUAACCAUUAUGUAAUUUAGUUCCUGUCAGAGCCUGUCUUGACCUCCUGUUGACUUUUCAGGUGACUGACCUCAACAAGCAGUAUGAGGAACUCUACUUCAAGAGUAGAGACUUUGACAGUAGGCUGUUCUUGGAUAAUGAUGAGACACUUCUCACUCCCAAAGUAGAACCGUAAGUAGAACUACAAGUAAUGUUUACAUAAUUUUGAAGUAUUUUCUCUGACAAAGAAAGUCUCACUAUACCUAGUACUUUAUAGUGUAUAAUAUCCAUUCACUUCUCCUCUCAGAAUGCAGGUGGAAAGGACACCAAGGAAGAACCUGCCUGAAGAGGAUGUUGUUCUCAUCCCCCCACAGACGCCUGUCAGGUGAGCCCCCUUUGACCUCCACUCCUUAGCCCUUACCAUCAGCUGACUGUCCAUCCUCCACUGGCUAGGACAGCGUGUUCCCCUGGACCAACAGAUGCUUACUCCUAUGAUGUUUGACAGUCCUGUCCAGGGGGUGUACAGUGAGGGAAAAAAGUUUUUGAUCCCCUGCUGAUUUUGUACGUUUGCCCACUGACAAAGAAAUGAUCAGUCUAUAAUUUUAAUGGUAGGUUUAUUUGAACAGUGAGAGACAUAAUAACAACAACAAAAAUCCAGAAAAACGCAUGUCAAAAAUGUUAUAAAUUGAUUUGCAUUUUAAUGAGGGAAAUAAGUAUUUGACCCCAUCUCAAUCAGAAAGAUUUCUGGCUGCCAGGUGUCUUUUAUACAGGUAACGAGCUGAGAUUAGGAGCACACUCUUAAAGGGAGUGCUCCUAAUCUCAGCUUGUUACCUGUAUAAAAGACACCUGUCCACAGAAGCAAUCAAUCGGGGACAAGAUUGUAGACCUACACAAGGCUGGAAUGGGCUACAAGACCAUCGCCAAGCAGCUUGGUGAGAAGGUGACAACAGUUGGUGCGAUUAUUCGCAAAUGGAAGAAACACAAAAGAACUGUCAAUCUCUCUCGGCCUGGUGCUCCAUGCAAGAUCUCACCUCAUGGAGUUGCAAUGAUCAUGAGAAUGGUGAGGAAUCAGCCCAGAACUACACGGGAGGAUCUUGUCAAUGAUCUCAAGGCAGCUGGGACUAUAGUCACCAAGAAAACUAUUGGUAACACACUACGCCGUGAAGGACUGAAAUCCUGCAGCGCCGGCAAGGUCCCCCUGCUCAGGAAAGCACAUAUACAGGCCCGUCUGAAGUUUGCCAAUGAACAUCUGAAUGAUUCAGAGGAGAACUGGGUGAAAGUGUUGUGGUCAGAUGAGACCAAAAUGGAGCUCUUUGGCAUCAACUCAACUCGCCGUGUUUGGAGGAGGAGGAAUGCUGCCUAUGACCCCAAGAACACCAUCCCCACCAUCAAACAUGGAGGUGGAAACAUAAUGCUUUGAGGGUGUUUUUCUGCUAAGGGGACAGGACAACUUCACCGCAUCAAAGGGGCGAUGGACGGGGCCAUGUACCGUCAAAUCUUGGGUGAGAACCUCCUUCCCUCAGCCAGGGCAUUGAAAAUGGGUUGUGGAUGGGUAUUCCAGCAUGGCAAUGACCCAAAACACACGGCCAAGGCAACAAAGGAGUGGCUCAAGAAGAAGCACAUUAAGGUCCUGGAGUGGCUUAGCCAGUCUCCAGAACUUAAUCCCAUAGAAAAUCUGUGGAGGGAGCUGAAGGUUCGAGUUGCCAAACGUCAGCCUCGAAACCUUAAUGGCUUGGGGAAGAUCUGCAAAGAGGAGUGGGACAAAAUCCCUCCUGAGAUGUGUGCAAACCUGGUGGCCAACUACAAGAAACGUCUGACCUCUAUGAUUGCCAACAAGGGUUUUUCCACCAAGUACUAAGUCAUGUUUUGCAGAGGGGUCCCUCAUUUAAAAUGUAAAUCAAUUUAUAACAUUUUUGACAUGUGUUUUUCUGGAUUGUGUUGUUGUUAUUCUGUCUCUCACUGUUCAAAUAAACCUACCAUUAAAAUUAUAGACUGAUCAUUUCUUUGUCAGUGGGCAAACAUACAAAAUCAGCAGGGGAUCAAAUACUUUUUUCCCUCACUGUACUUGUACAUCAACUGCUUCACACUACAGAACAAGGAGCUCCUGCCCUAUGGGCUGUUCUGGCUCAGACAAGGCUUACUUACCUAUUGUCGUGACGUGACUUUCAUUAAUAUGAUGACUGUUAUUUAUCAAAUCAACUAUGUUUAAUUGUUACUUGAUUAAUUUAAUCAUGUAACAAUUAACUCAUUAGGAUUUGGGGCACCACGGAAUAAGUUGUUUAUAGAGUUACCAUCUCCCGAAUUAAACUCAAAGGUCUUUACCUAUCAAUGUGUAUAAAACAGUCAACGUAUUAAUCAUUACCUCUUAUCAGUCGUCAUUCUGAACGGUCGUAGACUUCUUGGAUCUGCAAGAACCCCAGCUUUACUUAUGAUUCAGCACUACGCAAAUUGGUUUAGUUCUUUAUUUACUAGCUAACUAAAUAAUAACACAGAAUAACAUACACACUUAAUACAUGAGAAAAAGUCCCUAGCGGACUAACAACAACAUGACUGCCUGGUUAUCAAAAGAGGGACAUUUACAUUUACAUCAUUUAUUAGACGCUCUUAUCCGAAUUACAAAUUGGUGCAUUCAACUUAUGAUAGCCAGUGGGACAACCACUUUUAUUUUUUUAUUUUGUGGGGUUGGGGGGGUAGAAGGAUUACUUUAUACUAUUCCAGGUAUUCCUUAAAGAGGUAGGGUUUCAAGUGUCUCCGGAAGGUGGUCAGUGACUCCGCUGUCCUGGUGUCGUGGGGGAGCUUGUUCCACCAUUGGGGUGCCAGAGCAGCAAAUAGCUUUGACUGGGCUGAGCGGGAACUGUGCUUUCGUAGAGGUAGGGGAGCUAGCAGGCCAGAGGUGGAUGAAUGUAGUGCCCUCGUUUGGGUGUAGGGUCUGAUCAGAGCCUGAAGGUAAGGAGGUGCCGUUCCCCUCACAGCUCCGUAGGCAAGCACCAUGGUCUUGUAGUAGAUGCGAGCCUCAACUGGAAGCCAGUGGAGUGUGCGGAGGAGCGGGGUGACAUGAGAGAACUUGGGAAGGUCGAACACCAGACGGGCUGCGGGCGUUCUGGAUAAGUUGUAGGGGUUUAAUGGCACAGGCAGGGAGCCCAGCCAACAGCGAGUUGCAGUAAUCCAGACGGGAGAUGACAAGUGCCUGGAUUAGGACCUGUGCCGCUUUCUCUGUAAGGUAGGGUCGUACUCUGAGAAUGUUGUAGAGCAUGAACCUGCAGGAUCGGGUCACCGCAUUGAUGUUAGCGGAGAACGACAGGGUGUUGUCCAGGGUCACGCCAAGGUUCUUUGCACUCUGGGAGGAGGACACAAUGGAGUUGUCAACCGUGAUGGCGAGAUCAUGGAGCGGGCAGUCCUUCCCCGGGAGGAAGAGCAGCUCCGUCUUGCCGAGGGUCAGCUUGAGGUGGUGAUCCGACAUCCACACUGAUAUGUCUGCCAGACAUGCAGAGAUGCGAUUCGCCACCUGGUUAUCAGAAGGGAGAAAGGAGAAAAUGUAUUGUGUGUCGUCUGCGCAGUAAUGAUAGGAGAGACCAUGUGAGGAUAUGACAGAGCCAAGUGACUUGGUGUAUAGAGAGAAUAGGAGAGGGCCUAGAACUGAGCCCUGGGGGACACCAGUGGUGAGAGCACGUGGUGCGGAGACAGAUUCUCGCCACGCCACCUGGUAGGAGCGACCUGUCAGAUAGGAUGCAAUCCAAGGGUGAGCAGCGCCGGAGAUGCCCAACUCGGAGAGGGUGGAGAGGAGGAUCUGAUGGUUCACAGUAUCAAAGGCAGCGGAUAGGUCUAGGAGGAUAAGAGCAGAGGAGAGAGAGUUAGCUUUAGCAGUGCGGAGAGCCUCCGUGACACAGAGAAGAGCAGUCUCAGUUGAAUGACCAGUCUUGAAACCUGACUGGUUUGGAUCAAGAAGGUCAUUCUUAGAGAGAUAGCAGGAGAGUUGUCUAGAGACGGCACGCUCAAGAGUUUUGGAGAGAAAAGAAAGAAGGGAUACUGGUCUGUAGUUGUUGACAUCGGAGGGAUCGAGUGUAGGUUUUUUGAGGAGGGGUGCAACUCUCGCUCUCUUGAAGACGAAAGUGACAUGGCCAGCGGUCAAGGAUGAGUUGAUGAGCGGGGUGAGGUAAGGGAGAAGGUCUCCGGAAAUGGUCUGGAGAAGAGAGGAGGGGAUAGGGUCAAGUGGGCAGGUUGUUGGGCGGCCGGCCGUCACAAGUCGCAAGAUUUCAUCUGGAGAGAGAGGGGAGAAAGAAGUCAAAGCAUAGGGUAGGGCAGUGUGAGCAGGACCAGCGGUGUCAUUUGACUUAAUAAAUGAGAAUCGGAUGUCGUCAACCUUCUUUUCAAAAUGGUUGACGACCAAAGAGACAGAGACACUUAUCGUUGAUACAUUUGGAAACUACCCUCAAAGUAAUCAUAAUACUUUGCUCACGAACCACCGCCCGUUUGGAGUAAGAAAUCAUGAAUGUAUUUACGUGUUUGCCGUCGUCUAUCUCUGUUGAAACCAAUCAAUCCUUCUAUGGGGAAGGGGUCGGUUGGUGUAAGGCUCUGGUUGUCCACCAGAGGUCACAAUGUCCUUCUUCUUAGUUGUCCUUGCUUAUAGUGGAGUCUCUCCAGAACAGCUACUUAGCUGUCCCAGUGAUUGUCUGAGAGGGGAGCUUUCUUCUCCACCUUGUGUGGUUAGUCAGAGUUUGAACCACUUUACACGCACAGCUGCAGCCUGGCAAUGUUCGGGUCUAGUCUGAGAGGUGAUCUUCUUCACCUCGUGUUGAGGUUCAACGUUCCAACCAUUUUCAGACGUGUAGACCGCCGUCUUUCUGGUCUAAUGUUAAUUCCGUUACCAAGGCUUUUUAUGCACUCUGGUUAAAGGGCCGUUCCAUCAUGCUGACACAGUCUCUGAGCUCACUCGGGGCGUGGCUAAUUACUGGUGCAAAGUAUAAUCAAAAACUAGGAUCUUGUUAGAAAACUAAAAUCACAUCUUAACAAAAAUACUUUCAUAAUUUUCCAUAUACACAAUGUAUUGGAUGAAACUUGACAGAUACUUUUCAAGUUACAGUAUUUUCUUGAUACCAUUCUUAAUGACAUCACAAAAUAAUAAACAAUAUGACAUGAUUAUUCUUUAGGUCCCCACUGACCAUUCCCCACAUUCUUAUCUUAUAAAUAUUGUUCCAGUGUUUACUUUUUGGCUGCAAAAGUCUUCUGGAGACAAAGGGACAUUCCAAUCACCAAUAUUGGAGGUGUAGCAAGAGAUUCCCCUCCUGCCUAAUUUACGACCGGGUGUGAGGUGCCAAAACCGGCCCAGUCCCCCUUCCCCUCUUCUGUGGGUGAGAGAGGGUCUGGUUGUCAGCCAUUGCCAAGCUGAUCUGAGGCCUUAGAUCCUCACACAGGACAGUCAUGACACUAUGAUGUUUGAUAGGUCGUUUUGCCUUCUCAAAGUCAUGCGUAUUAAGCAGAAACUAUUGAUAGAAAAACCCUGGAGAUAUGAAAUCAACAUGCGCGCGAUGGCAUACGCGGAUGCACGCGUAUGCCUGGUCUAGUCAGCAUGUCAGUUGAUUAAACGGUUUCUGUCUCGUUGAUUCCUAACAUUAUAUUAAUCAUGCGUUUUCACCCCAUGUCUUUGCAGAGCUGCCAUGAACUCCAUCGCACAGUUGAGGGUUGAUCUCACCUCCUCUGGCGACCAGCCCUCUGCCAACCUGGCAGUGUAUUUCAAGGUACGUUUCACCACGACUGUGUUUAAGGGUUAACCUCACCUGCCAUACCAUUUGAAUCAUAUAGCUCAAGUCAUUUUGGGGGUAUGUCCUGCACUUUUAACCCUCUCCUCCUUCCCAUCCUCUUGUUGUGACAGAACUGCACAGUGGACCCAACAGAGGAGGUGUUGCAGCGUGUGGAGAGUCUGGGUCAGCUGUUCAGCCAGAGGUUUGGUGAGGCUGUCGGACCACGCUGUGUGGGGCUGGGCAAACAGGUACCACCUGGCUAAAAUACAGCAUACUAUACAGAGGAAUUGCAUUACUUGAGACAAGGGGGGUGGUCUAAACUGUUGAUACAGAGGGGGUUUUCCACUUUGAGACCUGACAGAAAUAAUAAUCAUGCCACCUUGUGAAACUGGUGUAUAAUGUUUGGUUGAUACAGUGCAUUCAGACCACACUAUAUGACACUAUGUAGUCAUAAACUCAUUAAUGUCUUUUCCUUCUCUUCAUCAGAGGUUCACCCUUGGUAUCCGGUUGUAUUACAGAGUCAUGGAGUCCAUGCUGAAAUCGGUAAAUUACUUGGUCUAAUUCCUAUUUCGGUUUUACCUCCAUAUUUUCAGAAAUGUCUGACAAAUUCUAAAAAAUCUAUUUUUCCCCAAUAGGAAGAGAAAAGGCUUUCGGUGCAGAAUUUCAGGUAUGCAACAGAACAAAAUGUGCUCAUCUCACCAGAAUUAAAAUGAUUUAUUCUUAAAUUACUCUCAACAAACAAAAAAUUAUACUAAUAUAGCUGCAGGGUGUAUACUGCAGUGUACUGCCCAUUUCCCUGACCUAAGUCAUGUGAUUUCCGUUCCAGUAAACUCCUCAAUGACUCCACAUUCCACACAUCGCUCCUGGCCUGCGCUUUGGAGGUCGUCAUGGCAACCUAUGGUGGUGAGUUUCUUCAGAAGCCACAGUCACUCACUGCUAAUUGGUGCAGUCAUCUGGAUGAGCCUAUAGAUUAUUCUACCAGCCUUUAAUAGCCAUAUACUCACUUCUCAUAGAACACGCUAAUAGUAUUAAUAGAAUUAGCAACAUGCAUACAUGUUACAAUGCAGUCUGUCAUUAGUUGUAACUACUUCCCUUUUAAUAACAUUUCUAAACAGGAUCAUAAUCAAUAUAACACAGAUGAGCUAUGAGUCAUGAUUUCACUGUCUCUGUUGUCCUCCAAUCAGGGAGCACCUUAAAGAACGGUGGCUAUAGCAACGGUGGUGUUCCCGUGGAGACGGACCUGUGCUUCCCAUGGAUCCUGGACGUGUUCCAGCUGACAGCAUUUGACUUCUACAAGGUGAUCGAAAGCUUCAUCAAGGCAGAGCCCAGCCUGAGCAAAGACAUCGUCAAGCACCUGGAGCGCUGCGAACACCUCAUCAUGGAGACCAUCGCCUGGAGGGCGGUACGUCACUCACAGCCAGUCUUAUCACAUAGUUACAUUAUGACAUAA
Molecule: messenger RNA, 17875 nt
Organism: Coregonus sp. 'balchen'
Lineage: Eukaryota; Metazoa; Chordata; Actinopteri; Salmoniformes; Salmonidae
Source: the annotation of a GenBank genome assembly